UUCCCCAAACUAACACCGCCGAAAUCGACAAAGGGUGGUGGUGGCGCAGGAGGAGGUGGAGGUGGAGGUGGGGGCGGCGGUAGCGGUAGCGGCAGUCAGCGCAAUAAUAAUAACAACAACAACAGCAGUAGUAGCAGCAGCAAUAAUAGUAAUGGCGUUGCUGAGGGCAGCAACAAAAUAGAAUACAACAACAACAAUAACAAUAGCAGAAAAAUGACAAACACCGGCUCAAAUGGCGGCGGUGGCAAUAGCACCUAUGAUUCCACAAAAAAUAUAACUUCUAACAACACCAGCAACAAGCAUCAGCAGCAAUACAGUGCAAGCAACGCUUUGCAUCAAGCGCUAAGCAUUGCUGAGUCGUCGACGGGGCGUGGUGGUGGUGGUGGCGGCAUGGGUGGUGGCAUGGGUGGCGGUGCCAGCACAUCGCUGCACAAUUCCGGCAUGAACUAUCAACUAAAUUCAAAUGAUAAUCAGCAGCAAUCACACCAUCAGAUCGCCUACGACAAGGAGAACCGAUGCCCACGCAACGACAGCCAGAACAGCAACAUGUCGAAUAUGCACGACGAUGAGCCGCAACAACAGCAGCAGCAUUACGAGCGCCAAGUUGGUGGCGGCAGCAAGAAACAUCGCACCAACUCCAAUUCGAAGGGCAACAAACCGCGUUUGAAGAAUAUUGGUGGCUCUUCGUCGGGCAGCGUGGAUGGUGGCAAUUCGAAUAGUAACAACACAUCGGGCUUCAUUUCAAGAGUUUUCAACAACUCAGAGAACUCGAGCGAACAAUUCACCGAUCAUGGCGGCACCGAUCUGUUCAGCUUCUUCAAGGAGACGCUCAAUAAGCAUCCAAAGGACAGACAUUUCCUGCUAAAAGUGGAAAAGGAUCUAACAGAAUUUGUGCAGGAAAAGAGCCGCGGUGAGUUGCGCUUCCCACCGGCUUCUUCGUACAACCGCAUGUUGAUACAUCGCACAGCGGCCUUCUUUGGCAUGGAGCACAAUGUCGAUACCGAGACACAGCAAUGCGUUAUUGUGGCAGCCACCAAAAACACACGCAUACCCGAGAUUCGCUUCAAAUCGUUGGUGCGCGAUCAUCGCGAGGAUUCACGCAAAUCAAUAUUGAAGCGCGAUACGCACAGUUUCGAUGAGGCACGUCAAAGUAGUUACCUGUGUCCGGAUCGUGGCAGCAUGCUUGAUCGCAAGGCAAAGAGUUUUGAAGAGCGCGAGGAGGACUAUGAACGCGCGCGCAGUCGCAUUUUCAAUCGCAGUCAAAAUGACAGUGGUGAGGGCAUGGACGAUGGCUACAUGAAUGUCAGCUGGACGCAAUCGGUGGAACAGCAACAGCAGCAGCAGCAGCAGCAACAACAACAUCAGCAAAAUCGGCCACGUCCCAAUGGCAAAAUGAUGAAAAUGCAGAAUUCAAAUGAUUCACGCGAUGGCCGUUCUGGCGGCGGCGCUGUACCCAAAGUGCACAACUACAAUAACUACGGAGGCGGACCAUCACAAGGUGGUGGCGGUGGUGGUGGGCCGCCUAUGAUGCGCGGCGACUCGGCAAACUCAAACAAAAACAGUGGUGGUGGUGGUGCGCGUUCAUUUUCUAAACAAGAUCCAGCUGGCAGCACAAAUACACCUUGGCGCUUGUCGCCCUCCAGCAGCGGUUCAAUCUAUCAUUUUGACCCAUCCAAUCUGCCACCUAACCAACAGCCAACAUACCAUCCAAAUCAAGGCAACAAUACCGCCAACUACGCACAACAGCAAUCGCCACCACAGCAGCUGCAAGCGCAGCCACAGCAACAACAAACGCUCGAUACCAAUAUAAAAAAGAAUAAAGGUACACAUCAGAUAUCAUCACCAUCACCUGUUGCAUCACCGGCCACAACACCAACACCGAUGCCACAGCAACAAAUUCACUGUAAGAACGUGCCAUGCAAUGAAAGUGUUGUUACCAUUCCGCUUGCUGAAUCUGUAUCUGAAUCCUCAACCCAGACGGUGGCUAUGUGCGGCGAUGUAAACUGCGAUGGAAUUGGCAUGGAAAUGGCAAUGAAUGCCACUGAAGAAGCGUCCACCCAAUUGAGUGCUGACGAGUGCGAUAACACAUCUGCCACUGGUUGUCUGAGCAUUACCACCACAACUUCCACCAAAAGUUAUGAUCGUAUCGAGGUGCAGAAAUUUAAAAAUCAAGCAACUAGCCCUAAUAUUCCAGCUGAAAAGGAGGAUUUGUCAAAGCGUGAAAAUUUAGUAGCAUCUUUAGAUGCCACAAACAUGCAAGCAGCAGCAACGCAGCCACCAGCACCACCACCACCACAAAGUCAAACGCCCACAAAUAGUGUCAACGUACCAUUGCAGCGUGAGACACCACAUUCUGCGCGCUCAACACCGUUCAGUACCAGCGAGUCAACAAGUCAACCGAAGAAUCGCGCUUCCGAAGAACCUAAACCCACUACGUGGACAUAUACGCAAAGUUACCAGGCACCAGACGGUUCCACGGUAUUUCAUACCACCACAACACCCAGUGGCACACCAUAUUGCACUACAACAUAUCAGCAGGGGCCUGAUGGUAGCGUUUAUGCCAUUCCACAGGGCAUGGUUUAUGCCUAUCCGCCGCCAGUUGUAAGCCACGCACCGCAGAAACAGUUGAAAUGUCCAUUCAAUUCGUUGUCUGUUUUGCAGGAGGGUGAAGUGCAGAGCUAUUUUAUGCCUGUAUUUGAUCCAAAUCAGCCCCGUACCGAUGCCACCGGUCUCAUACAAGCUGGAGCACAGGCCAUAUAUCCGACUGCAGCUGCAGCAGCGGCCGGAAGUACAGCUACAAUGGUACCAGUCGCAGCCGCAUAUCCGACCGCACAAUUUGCCACCGCCAAUGGUACGCCCAUCUACGCUCCGGGUCAAUUGAUAUAUUCGAGCGAUCAAUUUGCAGCAGCAAGUGCGGCGACAGUUGCUGCAGCAGCACCGGCGAAUGGACAACUGCAACAGAUACCGAUGACCACCUAUCCAAUCGGAUAUCCGUAUGCCUAUAAUGGUUACUGGAGUCAACCGAUGACCUACUAUGUGCCACAACAAGCGCUCACCAAUGCAGUUACAGCCACUCCGCUCUUACCAGCACCGCCACAGCCACAACCCCCUACAACAGCAACCGCCCAAUCUGUGGCCGGACCACACAUCACUAGCGGUAUAAAUAUCGCGAAUGGCCUUGUUGCAGCCACACCGGCGGCUGGACCGUCGUCGAACACCACCGUAGGGUCAUUAGGCAAGAGUAGCCAUCUUGGCGGCAUUCAUACAAGUGGAAAUCACGGUGUUGGUGCAUCUGCAUCCACAAACAGCUAUCAGACGCAUAGCGGUACGACGUACUUUGGUACGGGGCGUGUUAAGCGGCCGACUUCCUCGCAUUACGCCAGCCACCAAAACAGCGGCCAUCAACUGGUUACGGCAGCUAUCCCCAGCAACGGCAAUGCAACUACCACAUAUCAAUUAGGACACGCAGUACCCACACUUACAUUGGCGCAUGCACCGGGUGGUGCAGCAGCAGCAGCAGCCGCCGCCGCUGCGGCAGCAGCAGCUGUGAAUACAUCAACUGAUCUCAGCAUUGGCAGCGGAGCAGCUCCAGCCACAACCAUGUAUACGUUGCCUCAACAUGCGGCGCUCCUGCAUGCGAAUAUAUUUCCAUAUGCGCCCGCCGCCGCUGCCGCAGGAGCAGCUGCAGGCAUUGCCGCUGGCACACCACAAGUGCACACACCUGGCGCUCCACCAACGGCGGCAGCACAAUUAGCUGCCACCGGAUUGACUGGCACAGCGGCUCAUGCACAACAAACAAAUGCUGUGAUCACCCCAUUCUAUGCUCAUCACCCGCCCAUGACAGCUGCCACACAUCCCUCACAUGGCAGCACCGUGCAUACGCCCGGGCCGGCUGCCAUACCGAUUGUCGAUCCCAGCACGCUCACGGCCAUCUCGCACAACACCAGCGGUGCAAGCAGCACGAAUAAUGUAACGCCAGUGUACAGCGGCGGUGGUGGCGGAAGCGCUUCACAAUCGGCGCCCAGCACGCCACACUCUGUACCUAAUCAAACAGCACAGCGCAAUCCGCCACUCUUCUCCACACCGCCUAUUUUGAACUCGAAUGGCGGCAGCAAUAGUGGUGGCUACAGUGGCAGCUCUACACCACAGUAUUACACCGUGACCAGUGGACCAGACGGCAGUACAACGCUUAUGAGCAGCCCACAUGGCAGCUCUUAUGUGCAACACGAUAAACGCAACAACAAUACAAAUAUGGGUGGCAGCAAAAAACCACCGGCGUAUCCAAGCAACUCGCUAAGUCGGCAAAAUUCUACAUCCUAUAAUGGCGCCUCAAAUGGCACCCCUCUACUAAGCGGCAACAAUGAUACGCGCGCCUCUCCCGGCAGCAGCAGCGGCGGCUAUCAGGGCUCACGUCCGCAUAGCAUGAACAAGCGUGGUGGAGGCGAUAAACCGCAGACACCGCUGCUUAGUGGUCCACCUAGCUAUGGCAGCGGUCCAACCGUGUCUGCUAUGAGCAGCAAUAACAAUAGCGGCUAUCACGUGCACCACAACAACUCACCAUCAGAUGCCAAGCCGCCUAUCCGAUUGAAUGCGGGAGCAGCUACCUUCCGGCAAAAGGGUAGCGGCGGAGUGGCUUAUGAAUUUCGACGCAGCGCUUCGCAACGUAACUCGCCAGGUACUGGGAACUCAAGUAGCAACGACAAUAGCAAUAAUACAUCACCGAACAGUAUAGUCGGAUCGAGUGGGGGCGGUGUCGGUGGUGGUGCGAACACACCCAAUUGCUAUGCCACUGGUGGCUAUGUGAACACUGGCAUCGGCAUAGCUGGCGGCACUAUGGUCGCUGGUGGUGGCGAUCAUCAAGAUGCAACAGCAACUGGCACACCAUUGUACAUUGCGCCAGCACGUGGCGCACACAUUCCACCACAACUGCAACACGGUGGUAUGGUGGCGGCCGCUGCUGCUGGCGGCACGGCAGCCGGACUGGCGGGUACACAACAGGCCACCACAGCUGCAGUGUUAGGUGGCGCCGCGGCAGCAGAAGUGGCGAAUGCGGCUGCAGCGGCCGUGGCGGCGACAGUGGCGCAUCAUCAACCGCUUUUGAGCGCUUAUCAGCCAGGUGCAUCGGGCGUUUACAUCAAGUAUGGCCAAACUUAUUUUGCACACCCCUCAGUCGCUUUACCGAACAGCCGCCGCUCACCCUCAACAGAGUUGCGACCUGCAAUGGCGCCCGUUGCUGGCAUGUAUCCAACUGUCAAUAUGAUGAUACCAGCUGCUCCACGACAUACGCAAGGGCGUCAUCCGAAUCCCAACUAUAAGGGUACGCGGCCACGUUAAAUGCAGCUGUACACUGUCCAGCAGCAGUCACAAAAAAUAUGAAAAAUCAGUGCUAACUGUGUCAAAACAACACUAAAAGAGCAACUGAACAGGAGGAAUAUGCAAACGAUGACGCUAUACCAAAACCUAAAACUAAGUUUAAGCUAAAAAUACCCUAACCUAGUGAAACAUAUGCGUAGAUAAACAAUAAUUUAAACAAAAGAAGAAACAAAAAAAUAACAGAGCAUAUUAGUGAAAACGAAGACAUAAGAGACAACAAUAGAAACAAACGAGUUAGGCGGAAGCAAAAAAAAUAAACAGAAAUAAUCAGAUAACGACAAUUCGUGGCAAAUACCUUACCUACAUACAUACAUUUAGAGUUAGUUAAGUAACUGCAACAGGACAAAGGAGCGAAAUUUUGAAACACAAAAAAAAAAUAAUAUUUUCCGGGCCAUUUUACAGAAAAAAAAAUAUUUGAAAAAGAUUAGAAACAUCCACAAUUUUGGCAUUACACAAGUAGAAUCGACGAAUCAGUUACGAAAAUCAAAUCAACCAAUUGCAUCCAUACAUAUGUACGUAUGUAGACAGAUAGAAAACCUACCUAAACUCAACAGCAAUAGCCAAUUUGAAAGUACAGCAAUGCAUCAUA
Messenger RNA from Rhagoletis zephyria (snowberry fruit fly), 5962 nucleotides. RefSeq names its product protein encore-like. The record is from RefSeq and is a predicted model, not a curated record. Gene Ontology annotation, molecular function: nucleic acid binding. NCBI's taxonomy places the organism in Eukaryota, Metazoa, Arthropoda, Insecta, Diptera, Tephritidae.